This is a messenger RNA of Trichoderma atroviride IMI 206040, 1340 nucleotides long. NCBI's taxonomy places the organism in Eukaryota, Fungi, Ascomycota, Sordariomycetes, Hypocreales, Hypocreaceae. The record is from RefSeq and is a predicted model, not a curated record.
AGAAGCAAGGACAAUUGAAAAGAAAAGACUCUCAGAGGUAUCAUAUCCCUCUCUCUUUUCUUCCCUUUUCGAACUUUUGUUUCCAGGAACAGAAGCUUGAGAUCCUUCUUAUCUUCCUUUCGUGCUACGGAAGGUUGUAUGAGAAGAUUCUCUCGCGCCAGCGCAAGCCGCCAACCUGGAUUUUGAAGCUCGAGUCCCCGUGCCUUUUAGCAUCUUCCCGUCCACUUACAAGGACAACGAAGCAGGCCGCCCUCAACCUCAACCCCAAAGCUCUACCAGUCUUGAACUAGUUCAAGUCCGCAAGCCUCGACACUCUCACCACCACCACCACCACUCCGAGAAAUCUAAGGGUACCGACUUCACCGUUGAAGAACGUACCACUGUUUCUCGUCCCAACUUCCGUGAGGAAAUCAAGAUCACUGAGGAAAUUCGCGAGUCUUCUCCUGAACAAUCAGCCAAGAUGGGUUACUACGAUGAUGAGGGCUCCUACCACUCUGUCCGCCAAGGCGUGGCCAAGGCCGUAGACAAGCUCCUCCCCCAUCACCAUCAUCACCACCACCACCAUCACAACAAUAACAAAAAUAAUAACACCACUACUGUCACAGAGCAAAUUGAUAUUGUUGAUGUCCACCACGAUGCUAAUACGUCUCACCGUCCAGCCGCCCCUGCCGCCGAGCAGCAGCCUAACACUGUCUCCAUCCCCUGCCACCACAUCCGCCUGGGUGACUUCUUGAUGCUGCAGGGCCGUCCUUGCCAGGUCAUCCGCAUCUCGACCUCGUCUGCCACUGGCCAGUACCGCUACCUCGGUGUUGACCUCUUCACCAAGCAGCUGCACGAGGAGUCUUCCUUCAUUGCCAACCCUGCUCCCAGCGUUGUUGUCCAGACCAUGCUCGGCCCCGUCUUCAAGCAGUACCGUGUCCUCGACAUGGCUGACGGCUACGUCACCGCCAUGACCGAGACUGGUGAUGUCAAGCAGGGCCUGACCGUCAUUGACCAGUCCAACCUGUGGUCUCGUCUCCAGCAGGCUUUCGAGUCUGGCCGCGGCAGCGUCCGUGUCCUCGUUCUCAACGAUGGCGGCCGUGAGCUCGCUGUUGAGAUGAGAGUCAUCCACGGCUCCCGCUUGUAAGAACGCCAUCUCUUGUCUCUGACGGGAAGGCUGUUCUAUCCAUCCUGUGGAUAUUCCAGGCUCGCUUUCUGGUCUGAAUAAUGUGAAAAAUACCCCAUGGGCUUGGAAAGUGAGAGGGUGUUGUUGGGAACGACGGCUUUGCUAAUUUUACUUGGAUUGGGUUGGGAUGUUCUUUGGAUAUGAGGCAGAGUGCCCAGUAGAUAGGAUCUACCCU